Messenger RNA from Dacryopinax primogenitus, 2700 nucleotides. Its product is annotated as SPRY-domain-containing protein. NCBI's taxonomy places the organism in Eukaryota, Fungi, Basidiomycota, Dacrymycetes, Dacrymycetales, Dacrymycetaceae. The record is from RefSeq and is a predicted model, not a curated record. Bases 1 to 2700 code for a protein of 899 amino acids. Gene Ontology annotation, molecular function: protein binding. The transcript is spliced from 8 exons.
AUGAUCGUUCAGGAGGAUACGUUGGUGAUGCCAUAUUUCAUAUCAUCGUCGACAUGGACAGAGGGGAGAGACAGCGAGUCCAAGAUGGUCAACCGUCAUAUCCAAGUCUCCUCACAAGUCUCGCUCAUCACCGUCUACCACGACCAUCACCACCCACCGCUCAGCCACGUAUAUCCCAUCCUCCGCACCGGCGCUCCCUCUGACGGUCAAAAACCGAUCGAGUACACUAUCCCCUCACUGGGCGUCAGUGACCCUCCACCAGGCACGAGGCGGAGGAAUACAGCGAGGCACAGCGACAGCGACACAUCUCCUACGCCGACACACCGGCGUGGACGCUCUCAUCCCACUGGCACCCCACCGGAACACGAUGGCAAAGAGUUCAAAGCUGAGCGGGCAACUCCAGAUCCCUUUACCCCGAUAUUCAUCCCCGCCCGGUGGCAUGCGAACUAUCACAGCCCGUUUCUCACCAUGUCCUCAGACGGAUUGUCGCUCACCUACACCAGCGCGGGCGGACAUGGAGAUCGGGAUGCAGCUACAGCGCUGGCGUCGCAUCCUAUUCCACCCCAUGUGGGUGUGUACUACUACGAAGUCGAGGUGCAAGAUAAGGGCCUAAACGGGUACAUCAGCAUCGGCCUCUGUAAGCAAGACAUGCCACUCGGCCGUCUACCUGGAUGGGAGUACGGAAGCUGGGGAUAUCAUGGGGAUGAUGGGCAUGCGUUCACGGGCACGCACGCGGAUACGGACUAUGGGCCCAAGUUCUCUACGGGUGACACGAUCGGCUGCGGGGUGGACUUCACCACCGGUGCGGCCUUCUACACCAAGAACGGGCUUAUGAUUGGUCCCAUAUUCCCAGAACUCACGCAGCACGGCCCACUCUGGCCCUGCGUCGGCCUGCGCUCGCCGAACGAAUGUAUCAAGGCGAACUUUGGGCAGAAAGACUUUCUCUUCGACGUCGACGGCUAUGUUCGUAGGCGGAAGGACACAGUGCUGCGGGAAGUUGAGAAGUGGGCUGUCCGCGCAUUACCCCUGUCUGUCAGUGCUGCGGUCAAGCUGGAGGACGAAGACGCUCCGGGGGGAGGGAACGUGGUCGUACGGUUCACUGGCGGUCCGAAGGCGGCGGAAGAUGCACUCUUCCGACGGCGGGCUCGACGGCUCACUCUUGGUGCAGCAAGCGAGCGAACUCCGAAGAAGUCUUCAAAGAGGGAGAGCAUCGCCUCCCGUGCAGCUGUCGACUCCUCCGCUGCGGAAGAUGGGAAGAAGGGGCAUAAAGCCAGCAACUCUGUCGUCUCCCUCUCCGCAGGUGCAGGGAAGGGCGUGACAGGGGUGGAAAGGAGCGAGGAGGACGAACUGAGGAUGGCACUGGAUGCUCUUGUGCUCGAUUAUCUGGCACAUCAGGCGCUUGUUGGGAGUGUCCAUGCGCUGGCGCGCGAAUCAGCCACACGUGACAGGGAGGACGGGGUGCCGGGUGAAGCAGCGAGCGUGAUAGGGAUGGACAUCUCACGGCCAGCGAGCGCGAUGGACGUCGAUGUGCCGUCCACUUCAACAACCGAGGCAGGAAUAUGGAAUCUCCCAAUGAACUCUAUCCGUGCACGCCGGGAGAUCACCACGCAUAUACUUGCAGGCUCGAUAGACCCAGCGAUGGAACUGAUCGCCCUCCACUGGCCUGGCUUGCUUCGCACACGCGCGGUGCAAGAGAGUGCGAUAGAAGAAGACCCAACAGAUGGAGAAGCGGAAAAGGAGGUAUACUCUGAGCUGAGCUGCAGACUCGAAUGCAGAAAGUUUGUUGAGCUCGUACUGGCCUACUCUGCCUCGCCCCUCGGCUCGCCCAUCUCCCCCGUAUCCACGGCAUAUACCAUCCACGCUGGUCAGAACCCACCUUCCUCCCCACCUGCCUCGCCCUCUAUCCCCGCACCCACCCCACCUUCUCAGGAACUGGACGAAGCCUUCUCCUUCGGGAGAGUACUGCAUCACCGAUACUCGGAUGCUGCAAACCCCGAGAUGCGCGCCCUGGUGAGCAGAACGUUCUCCCUUUUGGGAUUUGCGAGGCCGGAGGAAGCGGGUGGGGACCUGGCUGUUCUCGUCGGCCCUGGGGCGCGGGAAGAGCUUGCUCAGUGGGUGAACGAAGUGAUAUUACUAGGAGCAGAAGGACACUCGGAUCGCCCGGCGCUCGCACGCGCUUGGGCUCAGACCGCGACGGUCAUGGCUCAGCUUGGGCAGUCUGGGGGUGGUAAGGCGGCUUUCAUUGACGUGAGGGAGGUCGUUGGCGGUGAGGUCGUGUUCGCUUGGUCGCCUUACGCCAUCGCAUUCUAUUUACACAACGACGUAUACCCCGCCCUCCUCUCCCCGUCGACCUGCCGUCCUACUGCGCCGACACCAGGAACUGACGUCGCGAAGCGCACGGUGCGCUCGAUCGCCUCGCUCGGCCGCCUUGGUUGGUUCUGGGGGAGUUUGUUCUACGUGAUCACCGUUGGGUACCGGGGGCACGACGCGGGUGAUGACCGCGCGAGGACAGCUAUGGGGAUCAUCGUUUGGGUUUGGGGGAACGACGCGGGUGGUGACCGCGAAGGAGGGCAUGCGGGUGGUGACCGCAAAGAUCGGCUCUGGGGGGAUGCAGUGGCCAAGGCAGUUGGCUGUGGGGGAGUGCACACUUUAAUCGUUCUGGGGGAUCAUCGUUGGGUACUGGGGGCACGCGAAUGGUGA